AUGGCCAACCCCCCUUCAUCCCCCUCAUUUGACUGGAAAAUCUAUCCUCACCCUCACCCUCACCCUCACCCCUUCACCAUCUUAACCCUCUUGCACGGGUACUCUUACGUCCAGCACCGACGCACAAGCAUCAUAUACAUCAUCCUCGGCGGACUAUGUGAAAUCGCUGGAUUCAGCGCGCGCAUAGGGAGUCACUUUGACGAUACCACCUGGGCACCGUUCAUCAUCCAAGGCACGCUGUUGCUCGUGGGCCCGCUGCUCUUCGCUGCGACGGUGUACAUGAUGCUUGGUCAGGCUGUGCGGUGUGCGGGCGCGGACAAGCUUUCGAGGGUGAGUCCGAGAUGGUACACAAGAAUCUUCGUUACUGCAGACAUCAGUACAUUGCUUGUGCAAGGACUAGGUGCAAGUCUCAUAGGCACAAUGCAACUGUCUCUCGCUCUUGCGGGCGAGAAGGUGGUCAUUGCUGGUCUCGCGCUGCAGGUCGCUACCUUUGUCGUCUUUCUCGUUGCGGCGAUCGACUUUCGUGUUCGCAUGAACAUCAUCUCGAAGACUGGACAAAGUGCAGAGGAUCAGACAUGGAAGAGGACGCUGCGCAUCCUGUACGCACUCAGCUCGCUCGUCUUGUUUCGCUGUGUGUUCAGGCUGAUCGAGUAUGCGAUGGGAAAUGCGGCGUACUUGAUUGCGCAUGAGUGGACGCUGUAUGUGUUCGACAGCGUGCCAAUGCUGGCUUUGUUGGUGGUGUUAUUCGUGUGGCGGUCAAAGGAGGCGAACCCUGUCCAGAAAAGCGAGGGCGAGGGGGGUAGUGAUGGUGAGCUGGGUAUUGUUGGCAGUCAGUCAGGGCGAGCGCGGUAUGAGGUGUGA
Messenger RNA from Didymella exigua CBS 183.55, 861 nucleotides. Its product is annotated as RTA1-domain-containing protein. Gene Ontology annotation, cellular component: membrane. The transcript is spliced from 4 exons. Bases 1 to 861 code for a protein of 286 amino acids. The record is from RefSeq and is a predicted model, not a curated record. Lineage: Eukaryota; Fungi; Ascomycota; Dothideomycetes; Pleosporales; Didymellaceae.